UCCGAUGUUUCAGGAUUGAUCCGUUUACCGACCGACGUCGAUGACAGUGACGGGGUUUGCGCACGAGUUGCGAAGCCGGCGUCGUGUCCGGUCAGCUGCUUUAGUACGGAACCUGUCUGCGGUGUCGAUGGCGUUACCUACUGGUGCGGUUGUGCCGAUGCUAUGUGUGCCGGCACUCGCGUUGCAAAAUUAGGGUUUUGUGAGGUUGGCAACGCCGGCAGUGCUUCAUUACCAGGUCAGGCGCUGCUUCUGGUGCAUAUUGUUUGGCUGAUCUUGCUCGGUUUCUUCGUGUUGUGUGGUCUUUUUUGAUUGUAAAAGAUGGAAGAGAUUUGUAUUCUACGGCUGAGAUUCUUCUGUGAUGAUUGUUAUAUCUUGUAUACAUUCAUUCUUUUGUAAUUCUUUCAAUUCUGAUAUAUAAAUUUCUAUUAUUUGG
Messenger RNA from Rubroshorea leprosula, 433 nucleotides. The record is from the annotation of a GenBank genome assembly. NCBI's taxonomy places the organism in Eukaryota, Viridiplantae, Streptophyta, Magnoliopsida, Malvales, Dipterocarpaceae.